AUGGGAAUUGAUUUCAAUACUAGAAAUCUCACGCAAGUAUUGCGAGGCAAUUUGUUUGAGCAACUAAAUGCUUGCACAUCCUCAGAACCUAUAGUUCUUCUGAUUCAGCCAUCAUUACUACCAUUAGUAAAUUGUGUUAGUUCCUUUAGUCACUUAAUACAGAAAACAAGAGUUAAUCUAAUUGUCACUUUAGAUGAGGAGUCUACUAUACACUUACGGGGUGUUGAUUUAAGUCUAUCGAAAUUAGUUGCACUAAUUGAUGUUAGAACUGAUUUAAUAGUACCUGAGAGCUUGGGCGGUACGCUUCAAGAAUUAGAGCUAACAGUGAUAGAUUUAGUUUACGCGACGUGGAAUAAUUUAAGGGAGAAUAGUGAAGCGGUUAUUUUCCCAAAUCAUAUCCAGCUACAAUUACCGGAUGUUUCAAUUAACCUUCAUCCCUGGUAUAUGCUUCCAAUAUGUCAUCUAGAUGAUAAUCUUCUGAAUUGCAAUACUUUAUACACUUCAGAUAAUCAGAAUCUUUACUACCCGAAAACAGCAUCGCUUGCAGAGACAACUAGAACUGUUCUAGUCAGUCAUAUGGUGCAAAGUCUAGCUUCAAUUUGCGAAGAAAGUGAUAUUACAAUUACGCAUUCUAUUUCUCUUGGACCACACUCUAAGAAGGUAGUCGAACAGUUACGUGAUCAGUUGUUAAGCACGGAAACAUAUGACGCGCAGUUUCAGAGGGAGAUGUUGUACGGGAAAAAGCAUAGUGGACUACAAACUAAUCUUAUAGUAAUAGAAAGAUCAAUUGAUCCUGUAACACCACUGCUUUCGCAAUUAACGUAUUCAGGUACUCUUAACGAUAUAUUUGGGUUCUCUUUGGAUACGAAGCUUAAGGAGCUGAAGAAUAAUGACAUUUUAGAGGAAUCAGCUAAAAAUACCGAGAUUUCUCUCGAUUAUACCCUAGAUAAUGUUUGGAAUGAGCUGAAAUUUAUCAAUUUUGGUGCAGUAGGUACCAAGCUUAACAAUUGGGCCAAGGAAUUAAAAGAACAGUAUGAUUCAAGGCAUCAAGUGGAGACUGUAGGCGAAAUAAAGCAGUUUGUGGAUAGCUUGGGUGAGCUUCAAAAUAGACAGAGGCUACUCAAAUUACAUACGGGGAUAUCCAGCAAAAUUAUGGAAAUGGUUAAUGAACAAGAUAACUUCCAGAAUCUACUGGAUAUCGAACAAAACUUUUGCAUGAAUAACUUCGACAACAAAGUAAGUUAUGAGAAGAUUUUAGAUUUAAUGUAUUCUAAUGCACCACAGGAUGUUGUGCUAAGACUGUGUUGCUUAUUAUCCAUUACCAAGAAUGGAAUUAGGGACAAGGAUUAUCUCACGUUGAAAACAGAAAUCUCAGACACUUUUGGAGUGCAAGCUUUGAUUCAAUUAGAGCGCUUACGCUCAUAUGGCUAUUUUCUUAAUAAAACUGUAUUCACAGAACUCACUCCAAUUAAAGACUUCCAUACCUUAAGCUCCUGGUAUGAUAUGUAUCCUCAACUAGACAAAACAAUUGACCCCCUAAAUCCCAAGGAACCGACUUUUUCCUUGUGUGGUAUCAUUCCUUUAAGUGUUCGGCUAAUAGAAAGCAUGUAUGAUAGGUCGGUUUCAUUGAAACACUACUCAUCCCAGCAACCAUUCGUCAUAUCCCGAACCCCUUCAUUAGCAAAGUUGGAGCAGCUAUUUGAGUCUCAAUUCGGCAAACAAACUAUCUCAGAACUUGUGUGGGACCAAUCGGCAGAAAGUAAGACAAGAAUCAUUGGUUCACCUGACAGGGAAGUUGACUUAGUACUCCUUGUGUACCUCGGAGGUGUGACACUGUCUGAGGUUGCUACAAUAAAAUUCAUUCAGGAAACACUACGCUCCAAAAACAUCAAUAAGAGGUUCGUUAUUAUUACUGACGGUCUAAUAAGCUCUAAAACAAUUCCUCAGCUAUAA
Messenger RNA from Eremothecium sinecaudum, 1953 nucleotides. RefSeq names its product tethering complex ATP-binding subunit VPS33 (gene VPS33). The transcript has a single exon. The coding region runs from base 1 to 1953 and encodes 650 amino acids. The record is from RefSeq and is a predicted model, not a curated record. Gene Ontology annotation, biological process: vesicle-mediated transport; intracellular protein transport. Gene Ontology annotation, cellular component: CORVET complex; fungal-type vacuole. Lineage: Eukaryota; Fungi; Ascomycota; Saccharomycetes; Saccharomycetales; Saccharomycetaceae.